Molecule: messenger RNA, 14980 nt
Organism: Podospora bellae-mahoneyi
Lineage: Eukaryota; Fungi; Ascomycota; Sordariomycetes; Sordariales; Podosporaceae
Gene: MDN1
Product: AAA ATPase midasin
Exons: 2
Coding region: 98-14980 (4960 amino acids)
Biological process (GO): ribosomal large subunit assembly; ribosomal large subunit export from nucleus
Cellular component (GO): preribosome, large subunit precursor; nucleus
Molecular function (GO): ATP hydrolysis activity; ATP binding
Source: RefSeq, a predicted model, not a curated record
GAUAAGGAACGACAUUUUUUGAUAGUAACAAACAAGUCUUUUGUUUUACAAGACUUGAUACAAACAAUUCCACGCCAUUUUCGACGGAUCCUCGAUCAUGGCCACCAUCGACGUGAGCCUGCAGAGACGGUCUCUGCUCCGAGACGCGGCCACGCUCCAAUUCCUGCCGCGGGAACUGGUCCUUAUCAUCCAGGACCACCACACUCACUCGAGCCAGCUCUUAGAGGCCAUCGCGACGGCCGCCCUCAUUGCACCCGCCACAGACAGGAUAUUCGCCCACUGGGACAGCUGUUUUGCCGACAUCUGCGCCAGAUGGGUCUUGUCCCACCCAAAGCUCGAUGUAAAAGUUUUUGCGUCGUUUGCCAGGAUCUUGCCGUUUGCGCCGGCUCUGUCUGUGUUUCUUACAUCGCAUAUUCAAGGGGGAGGAGGAGCCGGAGGAUUGAGACCAGGACAGCAAAUACUCGACCACCUUGACUUGACCUCGUUUAGUGAUAUCGACCUCCCCAUUAUUCUCCUCGCCUUAUGGAGACUCAAUAAUUUUGACAAGAGAACUUAUUCACCACUCUCGAGCCCGUCACAGCUCCAGUCUCUGUUCACCACCCAUGCCAACCCUGCAGUGAGAUGUCUCGCCAUCCGGAUUUUCUGCCAGCUCCACGACGCCUCGGACCAGAAGCUGGAGGCUUUGUUCACCAAAUACAUUGCCCAGGACACCAGUCUGAUUGCGGAUUUGGACGGGAGAAGGGCGGAUUAUUCGUUUCUGAGCCUGUAUGAGGAUGCGAGGAGCCAAGAGGUCCAGCGCCUUCGCAGUAGUAUCCAGACUGAGCAGCAGCAACAGCAAGAAGGACCGGUUGCUCCAGUAAUUCAAAAUCUUACCCCCCUUGUUGUCACAUAUGGCAAGACUGUCCUUCCACGGCCCCUCGGUCCUGUGAACACGCCAAGUACCCUCGCGCUCACUUCGACGACGGUGGAAAAUCUCGAGAAUCUCGGCAGGCUUUUGCAGAAGCCAGGUCCCGUUCUGCUCCAUGGUCUGUCCGGUGCGGGCAAGACAUCGUUGGUUCAGGAGGUUGCGAGGGAGUUGGGGAAGCAGGGUGAGAUGGUCACGCUGCAUCUGAACGAGCAGACGGACGCCAAGAUGCUUCUGGGGCUGUACACGACAAAUGAGAAGCCCGGUUCAUUCUCGUGGCGCCCAGGUGUUUUGACGACAGCGGUCAGGGAAGGAAGAUGGGUCUUGAUUGAGGACCUGGAUCGUGCACCGACCGAGGUUAUGAGCACGCUGCUGCCCCUUAUUGAGCGUGGAGAGCUUCUGAUUCCGGGGCGUGGGGAGAGGAUACAGGCUACCAGUGGGUUCCGGAUGUUUGCGACGGUUCGGACGUUGAUGGGAAUGAAUGACAAGGAGAAUCUACCGAAUAUGAUUGGGCAGCGGUUGUGGCAGUUACUGCAUAUCAAGGCUCUUCCGAGGGAUGACUUGAGGGAGGUCAUCGUUGGGAGAUAUCCGUUGCUGCACAGGUAUACAGUUGGGAUUUUGGCCGUUUUCGACAGGCUUAUUGCUUCGACGAGUGGUUCUUCGAGGCUGUCUCUUGGGCGGACGGUGUUGGACCGGCCCAUUGGUACGAGAGAUCUUUUGAAGUGGUGCGGGAGAUUGGACGAUAUCCUGCGCUCGGCUGGUGUCAAGACUGGGGAAGAGCCCGUCACGGAUACUACGAGAGACCGGAUGUUCCUGGAGGCUGUGGACUGUUUCGUCAGCAACAUUCAUGAAAUUGCUGCUCGCAAUCUGUUGAUUCAAGCUAUUGCCAAGGAGAUGCAUCUUUCCCCUGAACGGGUUCGGCAUUAUCUCUCACAUUACAUCCCCGAUAUGGUGGACUCCGAGUCACGGCUGACGAUUGGCCGUGCCUCUUUUGUCAAGUCACGGAGGUCUGGCAGGAUCACCAAGUCAAAGAGACCUUUCGCUACUACCGUUCAUGCCAAGAGGCUGCUCGAGCAGAUUGCCGUUGCUGUCAAGCACCGUGAGCCCCUUUUGCUCGUCGGUGAGACCGGCAUCGGUAAGACUACGGUGGUUCAGCAACUUGCCGAGUCGCUCGGUCACCAGCUCGUUGCCGUCAAUUUGUCUCAACAAAGCGAAGCCAGUGAUUUGCUUGGCGGUUUCAAGCCUGUCAGCGCCCAAAGUCUUGCCAUGCCCAUCAAGGAGGAGUUUGAGGAUCUUCUUGAGAAGACCGGUGUCUCUGCUGAGAAGAACAGGGAAUAUCUCGAUCGUAUUGCCAAGAGAUUUGUCAGGGGCAAGUGGAGAGAAGUCUCCAAGGAGUGGCGGAAGGCUCCCAAGAUGUUUGAGGCUAUUCUUGAGAAGCUGGAGAGCGCCCAGACUAAAGAUGAGCCAGCCGAGGAGCAGCCAGCCAAGCGCCGCAAGACUGGGUCGACAAAGCUGCAACGGUUGCGUGACUUGAGACCUCGCUGGGAUACCUUUUCUCAGAGUCUCGAUCAGUUCGAUAGGCAGGUUGCCAGCGGGGGUGCUUUCGCCUUUGCCUUUGUCGAGGGCAAGAUUGUCAAGGCUGCCAGGAAUGGCGACUGGAUUCUCCUGGAUGAAAUCAACCUUGCUUCGCCCGACACGCUGGAGAGUAUUGCUGGUCUCUUCCAGACGACACCCUCUCUUCUUCUCUCAGAGACGGGAGAAAUCGAGAGGAUCCAGGCACACCCAAACUUUCGUGUUUUCGGCGCCAUGAACCCAGCCACCGAUGUGGGCAAGCGAGAUCUCCCACUCGGUCUGAGAUCUCGCUUCACCGAGAUAUAUGUUCAGAGCCCCGAUCGGGAUAAGAAGGAUUUGCUUACCAUCAUCAAGACUUAUCUGAAGGGCAACAACAGCACCAUUGACCGCUUGGCUGAUGAUGUUGCUGAUUUGUAUCUUGAGAUCAAGCAGAGGGCAGAGGCGAAGCAGUUGGUCGACCAGGCCAGUGAGGUUCCUCACUUCAGUUUGCGUACCCUGACGCGGGUCCUAACAUACGCCAACGAUGUGGCUCCUGUGUAUGGACUCGACCGUGCCUUGUAUGAGGGUUUCUGCAUGUGCUUUACUACUCUGCUCAGCGAGGAGUCGGAGCGCACAGUCAGGCCGCUUAUUCACCAGCAUCUCCUCAGGAAGUCCAAUAUUCUCACUCAACCACCGAAGAAGCCCCUCGAUGGAAAGCCUUAUAUCUCCUUCAAGAACACGGACAAGAACCAUGAGUACUUCUUGCUCCAAGGCAACCACGAGCCCAUUGUGCGAGACGACUACAUCAUCACUCGCUACGUUGAGCGCAAUCUCCUCAACCUUGUCCGCGCCACCUCUACUCGGAGGUACCCCAUCCUCAUCCAAGGUCCCACAUCCGCAGGUAAAACAAGCAUGAUUGAGUACCUGGCCAACUACACUGGCAACAAGUUUGUCCGCAUCAACAACCACGAGCACACCGAUCUCCAAGAAUACCUGGGCACUUAUGUCUCUGAUUCGGAAGGCAAGCUCAGGUUCCAGGAGGGUUUGCUCGUCCAGGCCAUGCGGGAAGGCUCUUGGAUUGUGCUCGACGAGCUGAACCUGGCGCCUACCGAUGUCCUCGAAGCUCUCAACCGCCUGUUGGACGACAACAGGGAGCUGCUCAUCCCCGAAACUCAAGAGAUUGUCCGGCCGGCAGAGAACUUUUGUUUGUUCGCCACGCAGAAUCCCCCUGGCUUGUACGGUGGCCGCAAAGUCUUGUCCCGCGCUUUCAGAAACAGAUUCUUGGAGCUUCACUUUGAUGAUAUUCCAGAAAGCGAACUCAAAGAGAUUUUGCAGCAGAGAAGCAGGAACACGGCCCCUUCUGACUGCGGGAGAAUCGUCAACGUUUACAAGCAGCUCACCCGCCUCCGUCAGGAGUCCCGUGUUUUUGAGCAAAAGAACUCUUUUGCUACGUUGAGAGAUUUGUUCAGGUGGGCUCUUAGAGAGUCGGAGACACGACAGGAGAUCGCUGAGCAUGGCUACAUGCUUUUGGCUGAGAGAGUCCGCAAGCCGGAGGAGAGGGACGAGGUUAGGAAGGUUAUCGAGCAGGAGUUCAGGGUCACUAUUGACUCGGCCAAGCUGUAUGAUCUUGACAGUGCGCCUGAGCUGAGAAAUGUCAAGGCGAGGAAUAGCCAGGGGGUUAUCUGGACGAGGGCGAUGAGGCGGUUGUAUGUUUUGGUCAAGAGGGCGAUCAAGAACAAUGAGCCGGUUUUGCUGGUGGGUGAGACAGGUUGUGGUAAGACGACUGUGGUGCAGUUGCUGGCCGAGUUUGAGGGGCAGGGGUUGCACAUUGUGAAUGCGCAUCAGAAUACGGAGACGGGGGAUUUGAUUGGUAGUCAGAGGCCGGUGAGGAAUAGGGGGGCGGUUGUGGAUGCUCUGUUCCGGGAUUUGGAGGAGCUGGCGGGUUUGCUUGAGAGGGAGAGGGGGUCUUUGGAGGAGUUGCAGGAGUGGUAUAGGACUCUGUCGGCUGACGAGCUGGCGAGGGUUCCGGAGGCGUUGAGGACAAAGAUUCAUGCUGGGAUCACGAGAAGCAAGGCCCUGUUUGAGUGGAGUGACGGUAGUCUUGUUCAUGCCAUGAGGGAGGGCAGCUACUUUCUUCUUGAUGAGAUUUCUCUCGCAGAUGACUCGGUCCUGGAGCGUCUCAACUCGGUCCUUGAGCCUCAGCGCACGCUUCUUUUGGCCGAGAAGGGCGUCGACGACUCUUUUGUUCAGGGCACCGAAGGCUUCCAGUUCUUUGCUACCAUGAACCCCGGUGGCGACUUUGGAAAGAAGGAGCUUUCUCCGGCUUUGCGCAACCGUUUCACUGAGAUUUGGGUGCCCGCCUUUUCGGAUGUGGAGGAUGUUCAUGACAUUGUCGUCUCCAAGCUCGACAAGAGAUUCAAGCAGGGGAAGAGCACCAAGUCGAAGCCUGUCUCCCAGAUCAUCGUCGAGUUCGCUUAUUGGUUUGGCAAGACCUUCCGUCCUUCUUCGGCUACUGCUUUCUCGGUCAGAGAUAUCCUCUCCUGGGUCCAGUUCAUGAACACGUGCCCCUUCAAGUCCACUGAUCUCGGCCUUCUUCACGGUGCGGCCAUGGUGUUUAUCGACACCAUCGGUGCCAACCCCUCCGCUCUUAUCUCGGUCGACCCCAAGGAGAUGGCCUCACAGCGCCAGCAAUGUCUCGAGCAGCUUGGUGCUCUUUGCGGCAAGGACCUCAGCCAGCUGUACUUUCAAGAGCCAGAACUCGAGAUCACCCCCGGAGCUCUCUCCAUCGGGGAUUUCGGUGUCGAGAGGUUCGAGGCUGCCGAGCCUGAUGCCGGUGAUGAGUUUGCCGUUCCUACCACCAAGAUGAAUGCCAUGCGCGUGAUUAGAGCGCUGCAAGGGACGAAGCCGAUUUUGCUGGAGGGUAACCCUGGUGUGGGCAAGACUACGUUGAUUACGGCUUUGGCGAGGGCUUGUGGACGGCCGCUGACGAGGAUCAACCUGAGUGAUCAGACAGAUCUGAUGGAUCUGUUUGGUACGGAUGUGCCGGUGGAGGGGGCGGAGGCGGGUAAUUUUGUCUGGCAGAAUGCGCCGUUUUUGGAGGCGAUGCAGAAGGGGGAGUGGGUCUUGUUGGAUGAAAUGAACUUGGCUUCUCAGACGGUUCUGGAGGGUUUGAACGCCUGUCUUGACCAUCGUGGAGAGGUGUACAUUGCCGAACUGGACCAGGUUUUCAAGCGCCAUCCCGACUUCAAGCUGUUUGCUGCCCAGAAUCCUCAUCACCAGGGCGGUGGUCGUAAGGGUCUUCCUAGUUCGUUUGUCAACCGUUUCACUGUGGUCUACUCGGACGUCUUCACCAAGGAGGAUUUGCUUCAUAUUACGGCCAAGAAGUUCGCCAAGAUUGGGGAAGAUACUCAGCAUCGUCUUAUUGAGUUUAUGUCGAAGCUUGAUGACGAGGUUGUUGGCAGACGGUCGUUUGGUGCGCUCGGGUCUCCGUGGGAGUUCAACUUGCGUGAUACCCUUCGCUGGGGCGAUUUGUUGACUUCCGACAAAGCCCUCUUGGCCGACCGCAAGCCGGAUGAUUAUCUUGAUGUCAUUAUUCGACAGCGUUUCCGGUCGGAGCGUGACCGUGAGGCGGUCAACAAGCUCUUUGCUGAGAUCUUUGAGCGGAUGCCUGAGCAGCAUGGCCUCUACCAUGAUAUCAAUCCCUAUUUCUGCCAGGUCGGGCUUGCUACCAUCAAGCGGAAUGCGCUGUCGCAGCCGACGCAAUUCCCGGCGAUUGAUCCAAUUGCCAGGCUCAAGGAGAUUGAGUCGAUUUUGAUUGCUAUUGAGCAGGACCUGCCGUGUAUCUUGGUUGGUCCUUCGGGCAGUGGGAAGUCGUCUCUUUUGGCCCACGUUGCGGCUUUGGCUGGUAAGCCUUUGGUCAUCUUCCCGCUUAAUGCGGAUGUCGAUGCCAUGGAUCUUAUUGGUGGCUUUGAGCAGGCUGAUCCUCACCGUGAGGUGCAAGCGGCGUUGUCCAGGUUCAGACAGGCUCUUCAGGACCAGAUUCUCAGCACUCUGCCAAGCAUGGUGGCGCGUGUGGCUCUAGAUGUGUUGACUACCUUGGGGUCCUGCUUGACCGGGGAGGCUCAUCAGUAUGAGACUCUUCUGCCACUCAUCGAGAGCCUUCAGGUCGAUCCAGCUGUCAACCAGGAGCUCGCCACUCUUUUGGAUCAGGCAAAGGAGGCUUUGCACAAGCCGUUGACGCUCGAGAACCCGAGAUUCGAGUGGCUCGAUGGUGUCAUUGUUCGGGCUGUCGAGACUGGCGCUUGGUUGGUCCUCGAUAAUGCCAACCUUUGCAGUGCUUCUGUGCUGGACAGACUGAACUCGCUCUUGGAACGGCCGAAUGGUAUCCUCAGCAUCAAUGAGCACAGUGGUCCGGGUGGUGAGCCGAGGAUCAUUAAGCCCCAUCCUGAUUUUAGGAUUUUCCUCACGGUCGAUCCGAGGUAUGGAGAGCUGUCGAGGGCUAUGAGGAAUCGUUCGGUGGAAAUUUAUCUUGAUGUUCUUCCUGCUGGGACAAGUGUUGUUGUUGAGAGGAUUGCACCUGUUGAUGGGACGCUUCAGAGAUACCAUACUGCUGCGAAGUUGGCGUCGUCUCAAGGCACCGAAGAGGGACAGCUUAUUCCUUUGGCGUUUGAUGCCAUCUCCCUUGGAGACAGCAGCCGUCUUGAUGCUUACAUCAACAUCAUCCGCGAGGCUCUCAGCGAUGGCUCGCCAUCUCCUGUUCAGUCACCCGACGUCCUGCAACAUCUUGACCUGCUCUUGUCUUACAUCCACCAUGAAGACGCCGGUGAACUCCGCCAGGCCAUCGCGGGGUUGUACACCCCGUCCCCGGACAAGAUGCUCAUGCCUCUUCACCCGUUGAUCAACUCCCCUAUGAUGCCGCUCCUGGACCAAGCCCGCGAGGGACUCACCUGCUGGCUGGCAGUCUGCUACGAGCUCUUUAUCGACAUCCAAAAAGCAGAAAAAGCCAUGGCUGGCCAACUCUCCAAGGUCAACGUCAGCAAGCCAUCCUCAUUGAACCGCCUGCAGAGGUCGUUUGUCGCGGACAAGGUCGCUUCCCUCGCCAAGGACUCCACGGUCAACUCUGUCCGGUUUUUGGCGUCGGUUGCCAAGGCGAUCAAGGGGUACAUCUCCACCAGCACUGCCGAGCCUGGAAACUGGAAACAGCGCCGCGCUAUCCUCCGCCGCGUGGUCCUCUUUUGGAAGAGGACAUUCUCCUUCCUCAUUGCGUCUCAGUUUGAGGAAGCGAGAUUCCAGUCCCAUUUGACUCAGGGUGCUAACCUCCUCCGCCGAUCUCUUGCCAUGGCUGGUCGAGAUGAUGAGGGGAUUCAGAAACUACUUGUCUUGAUUGGGGAAUUUCUCGAGCGGGACUUUGUCGUUGGGUUCAAGCUUGGGACAGGUCUCUCCAUGGAGACGAUGUGGCGGGCUUUACGUCCUGAUCCUAUUGCUGACCAGGCUACGCUUGAGCAAGUGAUGGAGCUGGAGAGGUUGGCGGAUAGGUUUGAUGAGAUGAGGUGGAGGGUUGAUGUUGAUAUCGCCACCCUGAGAACAGUUCAGGAUUCCAUGGCGAGGAUCUAUGCUGUUGUUCGCACGGGGAAGGUGGAUGGUGCCUCUCUCGUCAAGGACCUCCAACAGGAGAUUUCUGCGUUGGAGGCAAAGAUUGGGGUGCACUCUGCCGCUCACGAGCCCUUUUUCGCGAGUAGUUUUGAGGGGUUGAGGCAGGUGGGGGUGUUGCAUAGGAUAUCAACCGGGGGGAGGAUCGGGGAGGGGAGUGGUGAUGUGGAUGUUUUGUCGAGCUUGCCUACUGCCAGUCUGAUGAGGAUUCAGUGUAUGAAGGGGACGGGUUUGCAGGGGGUGGAUUGUGUUCUUGCGCAACAGGGACAGGGGAGUGAGGUGGUGCACCCUUGGGAGGGGGAGCUUUCAAAGGCGUUGUUGAGGAGGUAUGAGGCUGCAGCUUCGGCGAGUUUGGGCCAGCUGAGGAGUUUGGAGGUGGAGAUGCCUAUCAUGGGGCGGGCGUUGGCGGGGGCGAGUGAGGCGCUUGCUGCUGAUCCUCUGGGGAAGGCGGAGGGGCUUUUGGUGAGGUUGAUGGGUGAGGUGAUGAGUGCUCAUGACCCGUCCCAGAAAGGGGGAGUGGAGGUGUUGUUUGAGAGUUUGGUCAAGGGGGCCAGGAUGGGGGCGGUGGAGUUGGGGGAGCUGGGGGGUUGGUUGGAGCAGAGUGAGCAGCUUCAGAUGAUGGAGGGGGGAGAUUGGCCGGAGCAUGUGGUGAAGGUUUUCAGAGGUCACUUUGCAAAGGCUUUGUUGGCGCUGGUGGCGGCGAGGAAGGGGUUGCAGCCUAGGUCGGCGUUUGCGAGCAUUGCGUGGGUGAGGUUUGCGCUGGGGUGUGUGACGCUUUUUGUGCCGGAUAAGAUCUUUGAUCCGCAUCAUCGGGCGCAGAUUGAGGCCGAGGAGCAUCAUGAGCUUUACGUGGGUCUUCAGAGGGAGAUUGCUGCUCUUGAGGCCUUUGAGGUGGCGUUUACCGGUCAGAAGACGGGCAUCCGAUUGAAAGCUCUGGCUGAGGAGGCGGGUGGGUUGGGAGAGCCGCCUGCGGUUCAGUCGAUUUACCGUCCUGGGGGUGGUGAGCUGCGCAGUUUGCAGGGGGAGUUUAGCAAUGUUCUUGGUGCCCUUUUGGCGAACGAUGUUGCGACGACGCAUCUCAAGUCUAUCAUGUCGUCUUCGACUGAGGUUACUGAGGAGCUUUCGCUGGUGGAGCAGAACGUCUCGCUUCUUAUUCAUCGGUUGACUUCCCGGUUUGGGGCUUAUCAGGAUCUGACCAUGCCGCUGGUCAGUUUCCUUCGCUGCCUCAAGAUGGGCCUUUCCCUUGGGAGGGGUGUUGUACCCCCUGCCACGGCAUCUGAGGAUAACGAAGACGAGGACAACAAAUCCGAGGUCUUGGUCUCUGUCACGCCCUUCCUUCAGGGGACGGUCUACCGUGCCGAGACGGAGGAUCUUCCCCUGAGAAACUUUGCGUUCUUGUAUUUUGUCCAGACGGUUGCUGCUGUUGAAGGCAGGAAUCAACUUCCCCCAUCCAUGAGGAAACAGCUCUUUGAGUCACUGGCCUUCAUCCACGAAGUCUACAGCAAGAAGUUUGAAGAGGACAAGCGCAAGGAAGUCGAAGCUAGCGGGCUGAGUUAUGUCCACAAGGGCAGCUUGGAGGACGAGAAGGAGUAUGACCGGCAGGAAUUCGACAGCCUCUUCCCUGAUUAUCAAGACGAGGGCGACAACGAUGAUCACGACAAGACCAAGGUCAGGAAGCCCAAAAAGUCGAAGCGGUCGGGCAAGGAUCUCGCGGUGAUGCUCGCCGAGGCGCAUGAGAAGAUUUUCCUUGGGAGUCAAGAGCCGCAGGUGAUGAUCAAGGAGCUUUGCACACAGGUUGCCAGGACAGUCGCCAGAUCAAAGGGUGGGCAAACGGGCCCGGAGAUGGACGCCAUGCUACUCCCCGCUACGCUGCUUGUGUUUGAGGACUCGGUCAAGGCCUUUUCGGCCAGUGUCGAGACGGGCGAUUACAACUUUUACACUGAUGCCCACCUCGCUGAGGUUCGCAAGGUUUUGAACCUGGUUAAUGCCAUCCGCAAUCGGUUCCUUGAACUGCAAGGGAUCGACGAGAUUGGCCAUCAUCAAACGCUUGCUGAUGUUAUCCUUGCGUGUGACAAGGUUCUCGAGAUGGCUAUUGACGACCCGCUUGCCAAGAUUAUCACAGCGAUUGAGAAACUGCACGCUCAUGUUUACGAGUGGCAUGAAGGCGGCUGGGCUACGGCUGCUAAUAAGGCUGUGGCGCUGUAUGAGAAGCUGCGGGAUACGAUUUGUGACUGGAGGAGGUUGGAGCUGUCGUCUUGGUCGCGGUUGCUGGAUGUCGAGGUCAAGAAGACGCAUGAUGCGGCCAAAGCUUUCUGGUUCGACGCGUACAAUGACGUUAUCCUCAAGUCGUGCGUGUUUCUUGAGGAGGGGUUGCUCAAGGAGUAUGCGGUUGAACUUUUGGAAACCCUCUCGACGUACUUUACUGGUGAUCGCUGCACUGUUGGGCAGUUCAAAGCGCGGUUGGGGUUGUUGAGGCAGUUGAAGAGCCAGCUUGAUCUGCUGACGAGGGAUGAGAAGGAGUUUGGCGUUGUUGGCGAUGCGGUGGAGAAUAGUAUCAGGUACUAUGGACGGUAUCUGGGCAAGGUGGAGGAGUAUAUCAAGAAUGGGAGGCAGCCGCUGGAUAGGAGUAUGAAGGAUGUGUUGUUGAUGGGGAAGUGGAGGGAUAAGAAUAUUGAGGCUUUGAGGGCGAGUGCACGGAAGUCUCAUGAGAAGCUGUUUAAGCUGGUGAGGAAGUUCAGGGCGGUGUUGGAGCAGCCUGUCAGGGUCAUUACUGAUCAAGGGCUGCCGGAGGAGAAGUAUGAGGGGGUUGUUGGGGGGGAGAUGGUGGUCAAGAAGGUUGAGCACAGUGUGGAUCCCAAGGCUAUCGAGGUGUGCCGGGAGAUGGUCCCUGGGAUUGAGGCUCAUCCUCAGUGGAGUCGGAUGGUGAAUCUACCCGGGGUGCUGAAGGCUAUGGGGAGACACGGCUCGCUGCCUGCGGGUGUUGUUGAAGCUGCGAAGACGGUGGAUGAGUACAUCACUGAUUUGGUCUCUUCGAUUGCCGAGUUGAGGAAGGAGACGCCUAGCACGCUUACGGAUGAGAAUAAGGAGGCUGUGAGACAUCUCAAGACUCGCAAGGUUACGCUCUUUAGCGAGACCCUCAAGACCCUUCGCGCUAUGGGCUUCAGCCGCAACUUGGGCACGAACAUUCUCGACAAGCAGAGCAGUACGCAAAAGGUUCUUGUUGGGUCGGGGUUGGUGCCUCAUCUUUCUGGGCCGGAAUUGGACGCGCUUGAGUACUUUUACCACAAGACUCUUGACCUAGCUCCCAAGGUCCGCAAGGCUGCCAAUGAUCAUAAUGAGGAUCUCAACAGGGAGGUUGUGGGGAGGAGUGUUGGUUUCUUUGAGGGCGUGCUGCAUGUCAUGUUCAAGCAGAGGCAGUUUUUGUCCAAGACUGCGCAUGCUGAUCAGGCACUCGAGGAGGCGAUUGCCUACGUCAGGCAGCUUUCUAUUGCUGGAGAAGGCUCUUUUGCGCCGGAGACCAAGCAGACCAACUACGCUCAGGUGCUGAAGUGGUUGGUGCAGAUUGUCAAGUUUGGUGUUCAUCUCGUUGAUGUUCACGGCAAGCUUGGUCAGAUUGAUAAUGAGCCUGUCGAAUCUAGGUUGGGUGCUUGGGUUGAGACGUUUGCCAAGUUGGAGAAGACUCAGCUGAAUCUGCCUCAACUUCCCGAAGGCUUUGUUUCCUUGCCCCAGGAGACUCUCCAAGUCGACGUCGAGAGGGAGUUGGCCGCUUUGAAGACUGACCUUCAAGCCCUGGUUCAAGAGCGUCCUGAUCUGGCAUUUGUGAUGGAGCAAAUCAACCUCUGGACCGACAUCCAAACCACCGCCGAAAUCACCAACGGCCCCCAACACUCUGGUAUCGACACCUUUGCCAACUCAGCCCUGACCCUCUCAAGCAAAAUCUUGGUCGCCCUCCAAAACUUCCAAAAGGUCGCCUCCACCCUCCCCGCAACAACAGAAGACCCAAGCUGGCUUGUGACAUACGGGGAGGCCCUCCAACAGUCCAUCGACGCCCUCCGCAUGCCCACCAUCACAAACGACAUCACCUCUCUAAUCUCCCAGCUCCGCUCCAUUCCCACACCAUCAGUCGCCACCCCGAUUUUACGACUAGUUUUACCCAUCCUACAACAAUACUCGGCCUCCUGCCUUGACAACAUCACCCAAUUCACCUCCCUCCACCGCACCCUCUGCCGCCUAGGCUACACCCUCUCCACCUCCUUCACCAUCAUCUCCUCCCAAGGCUUCUGCACGCCCAGCGAACCGUCCAACGAGAAGUCCAACGAAACCGGCAACGUCGAAAACGACGGCACUGGCCUCGGCGACGGGGAAGGAGCAGAGGAUAUCAGCAAGGACAUCCAACCUGACGAGGACCUCACCGAGCUGGCUCAAGACAAGAAUAAUAACACGCAGGGUGACAUUGAGGAGCACGACGACGCGGUUGACAUGGGGGAUGAUGAGCUGGAGGGUGAGCUUGGGGAUGUGGCGGGUAAGGAUGAGGAAGAGGAGGAUAAGGACGGGAGUGAUGAUGAGGGGGAUGAUGAGGAUGUGGAUGAGCAGGCUGGGGAUGUGGAUGAUCUUGAUCCUACGGCGGUGGAUGAGAAGAUGUGGGAUGGGAGUGGGGAGGAUGAGGCGGAGAAGGAUCAGCAGGGGGAGGGGGAGAAGGGGGAGAGGGAUGAGAGUGAUACUGUUGCUGCUGAGGAGAAGAAAGACGAUAAAAAGAAGAAGGAGGAAGAGAAUAAAGGGGAGGGGAAUGAGAAGGGAGAGGAGGAUAAAGAAGGGGAGGAUGAAGAAGAGGAAGGGGAGCCGGGGGAUGAGAAUGAGGGGGUGGCGAUGGAGGAGUUGAAUAAGCAGGAUCAGAAUGUGGAUGAGCAGGAGACGUUGGCGUUGCCCGAGGAUAUGGAUGUUGACAUCAGUGAUGGUGAAGGGGAGGAGGAAGAUGAUUUGGAUGGGUUGAGUGACGUUGAUCCUGAUAAGAUUGAUGAAGAGGAGAAGAGAACUGGGGAGGAUGAUGCUGAUAGCGAUAAUGGCGAGGAACAAGAAAAGGGAGAGGAAGAACAUCAGAAAGACGAGGAGAUUGACGAGGCGGGGGCGGAAGAAGAAGGAAAGAUCGAUGCCGCGGGUGAGAGAGAAGAGGAGAUGGAUGUUGACGAGCAAGGGGACGAAGGCAGGGAAGAUGAAGAGGAGAAGCCCAAGCCGAUGCAGGAUGAUGGCGGUGGUGCUGAUCAGAAUGACGUCGCGCCUAGCGAGGUUCAGAACGGGGGUGGUCAGGCGCAAGAUGAUGCGAAUGAUAUGGAGCAGGAUGAGACGGAGAACAAGGCUGCGCAGAGGGAGUCUGGCGCUGUGAGCAAGCAGCAGGCCGAGCAAGACAAGGCGCCUGGUACGGAGGGUCAAUUGUCGACGAUGGACCAGGAGCAGGGUCCUUCUGAUCAGCCGGAGGAUGACUCCAAGCAGGCUCAGCCGUUCAAGAAGCUGGGUGAUGCUUUGGAGAGGUGGUAUCGCAAUCAAAAGGACAUCCAGGCUGCUGACAAUCAAGAGAGGCCCGAGAAGCAGGCGGAGGACAUGUCCAAGGCCGAGUUUCAGCAUCUGCAGGAUGACACCGCCGAAGCAGACGCGCAGGCUUUGGGGACGGCGACGGACGAGGAGGCAAAACCCAUGGAUGAUGCCAUGGCCAUCGACAACGAGAUGGAGGAGCAAGGGCAGCAGGUUCUUUCCGAAGAUGAACAACCCGAGGAAGGGGGCGAUGUCGAUAUGGAGGAUGCCGAGCCGGCCGAACCCCAAGAUGGCAUCAAGAACGAGCGUGAGGACGGCCGUUCAGGCGUGGCUACCCACCGGGGCGCUCCAGACAACAACAAGACCCCCGGUGACGAAUCCGCCCCCAAUGGCGCCGAAGACGAAGACGUUCAAGAAACUUCUACUCAACUCUCCGCCACCCAUCUUACGGAUGAAGACCGCCCUCUCCGCCCUUACGACGAGGCACUAGAGCUCUGGUCGACCUUCCAGCAGAAAACCCAAGGUCUUUCCCAGUCUCUGUCCUCCCAACUGAGGCUGAUCCUCGCACCAACCCAAUCAACCAAGCUCUCGGGGUCCUUCCGCACAGGAAAGCGACUCAACAUCAAGAAAAUAAUCCCUUACAUCGCCUCGUCGUACAAGCGGGACAAGAUCUGGAUGAGGAGAGCCAUCCCCUCCAAACGCGCAUAUCAAAUCCUGUUAUGUGUGGAUGACUCCAGCUCCAUGUCUGACGAAAACAGGUCUUCCUCUGGCCGUCUCGCGCUCGAAUCAUUAGUGAUGGUCGCCCGCGCCUUGACAAUCCUCGAAUCAGGCCAAAUUGGAGUCCUGGGCUUCGGAGAAGAAGUCUUUACCGCCCACUCGCUAACCUCACCCUCCUUCUCCUCUGGCGACACAGGCGCGAGGGUCCUCCAGAAUUUCACCUUUCAGUCUGCCGGGACGGAUAUGAUCAAGCUCAUGCGCGGGGUGAUCGAUCAGUUCCGUGACGCCCGCCUAAUGUCCCAGGGAGGGGAAGAUCUCUGGCAAUUAGCGCUAAUCUUGUCUGACGGCCUGGUCCAGUCGAGGGAUCAUGCCAGGUUGAGACCCCUGUUGAGGGAGGCGACGGAGCAGAGGGUGAUGGUUGUUUUCGUUGUCAUGGACGACGUCAGGGAUAAGAAGGGGCAUAGCGUGCUGGAGCUGAAGGAGGCGAGGUUUGGGGCUGAUGGGGUGCCGGUUGUGAGGCGGUAUCUGGAUAGUUUUCCGUUUGAGUAUUACUUGAUUGUGCACAAUCUGGAGGACUUGCCGGGGGCGCUGGCGGGGGUGUUGAGGAGUUGGUUUCAGGAGGUGAAUGCUUAG